AUGUCCUUUCCGCAGCUGGGCUACCCGCAGUACCUGAGCGCCGCGGGGCCCGGCGCCUACGGCGGCGAGCGCCCGGGGGUGCUGGCCGCGGCCGCCGCCGCCGCCGCGGCAGCCGCCUCGUCGGGCCGGCCGGGGGCGGCGGAGCUGGGCGCGGGAGCGGGGGCGGCCGCGGUCACCUCGGUGCUGGGCAUGUACGCGGCGGCCGGCCCCUACGCGGGCGCGCCCAACUACAGCGCCUUCCUGCCCUACGCCGCCGACCUCAGCCUCUUCACGCAGAUGGGUUCACAGUAUGAGCUCAAGGACAACCCCGGGGUGCACCCCGCCACCUUCGCGGCCCACACGGCGCCCGCCUACUACCCCUACGGGCAGUUCCAGUAUGGAGACCCCGGGCGGCCCAAGAACGCCACGCGGGAGAGCACCAGCACGCUCAAGGCCUGGCUCAACGAGCACCGCAAGAACCCCUACCCCACCAAGGGCGAGAAGAUCAUGCUGGCCAUCAUCACCAAGAUGACCCUCACGCAGGUCUCCACCUGGUUCGCCAACGCGCGCCGGCGCCUCAAGAAGGAGAACAAGGUGACGUGGGGCGCGCGCAGCAAGGACCAGGAGGACGGCGCUCUCUUCGGAAGCGACACCGAGGGGGACCCGGAGAAGGCCGAGGACGACGAAGAGAUCGACCUGGAGAGCAUCGACAUCGACGAGCACGACGGCGACCAGAGCAACGAGGACGAGGAGGACAAAGCCGAGGCGCCGCGCGCGCCCGACGCGCCCGCGGCCCUCGCGCGGGACCAGGGCUCUACGCUGGCUUCCGCCGACGCGCUCAAGCCCCCAGACUCGCCCCUGGGCCUGGCCAAGGAGCUCCCGGAGCCCGGCAGCACGCGCCUGCUGAGCCCCGGCGCUGCGGCAGCCGGCGGCCUGCAGGGCGCGCCGAACAGCAAGCCCAAGAUCUGGUCGCUGGCCGAGACGGCCACCAGCCCCGACGGUGCGCCCAAGGCCUCGCCGCCGCCGCCUUCCGGCCACCCGGGCGGCGUGCACGGGCCCGCGGCGGGCGCGCCGCUGCAGCACCCCGCCUUCCUGCCCAGCCACGGACUCUACACCUGCCACAUCGGCAAGUUCUCCAACUGGACCAACGGCGCGUUCCUCGCGCAGGGCUCGCUGCUCAACGUGCGCUCCUUCCUGGGCGUGGGCGCGCCGCACGGCCCGCACCUGUCCGCGCCGCCCCCUCCGCAGCCACCCGUCCCCGUGGCCGCGGGCGUGCUCCACGGCGACAAGGCCUCCGCCCGCAGCAGUCCCUCGCUCCCAGAGAGAGACCUCCUCCCCAGACCGGACUCACCCGCGCAGCAGCUGAAGUCGCCCUUCCAGCCGGUGCGCGACAACUCGCUGGCCACGCAGGAAGGGACGCCGCGGAUUCUAGCAGCGCUCCCGUCGGCCUGA
Molecule: messenger RNA, 1431 nt
Organism: Dama dama (fallow deer)
Lineage: Eukaryota; Metazoa; Chordata; Mammalia; Artiodactyla; Cervidae
Gene: IRX1
Product: iroquois homeobox 1
Exons: 4
Coding region: 1-1431 (476 amino acids)
Biological process (GO): cell development; neuron differentiation; regulation of transcription by RNA polymerase II
Cellular component (GO): nucleus
Molecular function (GO): RNA polymerase II cis-regulatory region sequence-specific DNA binding; DNA-binding transcription factor activity, RNA polymerase II-specific
Source: RefSeq, a predicted model, not a curated record